GUGCAUACGGUGUGGCAAACCCGUUCGCGAUUUGGCGAUGGAAAAAAAGGGGAAAAAGAAAGAGAACAUUCCAGCGACAGGAAAAGCAAUGGCAAUGGCAGUCGCUUAGUAGUCACAGCGCGCACAAGCCACCCCCCUAUGGCCAGUACAUCUGCCUACCCACCUGCACGCACGCAGCCCGAGGGUUAAUCCUCCAACCGAGGGAGGCACUAAACCUGCGCGCAAAUAUCUACCAAGUGUACCAGCUAAAAUGGGAAAAAUUAGCAGCGUGGUCCCUUUUCACCCCCAUAAUAAAAGUACUCACAAAAAAUGAAAACACAGAUGAGGGGAAAAAAGAAAAAAUGACUCCCAGGUACUACUUCUACACUAAGGAGAUUACACAUAUCUUCUGGGGGAACCUACUAUGCAGGCGUAACAGAGGCUUACUGCCAACGGAAGGGAGCCUUCUAAACAACCCCAUUGGAAGCAUUUCACGAUUUAAAAUAAAACAGACCUGUGCUAAUCCAAAUGGGGGUGAAGAAAGGCAGAACAGUUCCUCACCUCAGGAAUUUUCAAACCACACGCUUCUCCUUCCCAAGCAGGAGAAAGGCUCCACAAAUGGCACUCACCAAUACAGAAGAAUGAGCUACAUCGUUGGCAGCACUUGCGAACUUAGGCCAAAAGGAGGAAACUCAUUCUUCUGCGAAGAUAAGAAAUUUUUCAGUGGAAGAAGUGGAGGAUUGAAAAGAAGGAAAAAAAGAAAAGAUGAAAGAGUUAUAAAUACCUGUGCAGGGAAAAGGCUGGAAUUUUUUUAUCCCAAGAAAAAGAGAAGACAAAGAAUUGGGCUAAUCCAAAAUAGCAGAAAAAAUAUAGUAUACGAUAACGUUUUGAAAAGGUUCCUAGUUUAUUAUUACAAACAGGGCAUUCAAGUCUUUCGAAGUUUCAGCUGCAAAAAAAAAAGAAACUUCGAGUCAGCGAGGAACAAAGCUAUAAUUCUGUCCAAGCAGUACAGCAAAAGGUAUAGUAAACAAAUCGGCAGGGAACAAAAAGCUAACAAACCCCCCCUUAACAUCAAUGACAGCAGCAAUUUGAGUGCAAAAUAUGAUCACAAUUUGGCAAGAAAUGUAAAAAUUGUACCUGAUAAAAAUAAAAGCGGAUAUAGGGGCGUCUUUUACGACUCCUCUGAACAUGCUUACAUUUGCGUCUAUAACGAGGCGGGCAUAAGAAAAUUUCAAAUUUUUAAAAUUCAAAAUAAUGACUAUCUUGAGGCCUACAAUUUAGCCGUCAUGUGUCGCCGCUACAAGCUUUUUAAAAACUUCCAAUUCGUUUCGCAGCGAAAUCGGAUACGCAGUGGGCGCAUACACCUUAAGUGA
Plasmodium vivax (malaria parasite P. vivax) is the source of this 1352-nucleotide messenger RNA. RefSeq lists its product as hypothetical. The record is from RefSeq and is a predicted model, not a curated record. The transcript has a single exon. Gene Ontology annotation, biological process: regulation of DNA-templated transcription. Lineage: Eukaryota; Apicomplexa; Aconoidasida; Haemosporida; Plasmodiidae. Gene Ontology annotation, molecular function: DNA-binding transcription factor activity. The coding region runs from base 342 to 1352 and encodes 336 amino acids.